AUGGUUCUCCAGCCGCCGCACUCCGAGGAAAAGCUCCCGCUACACAAACACGCCGAGUCUACGGGUCAUGCUCUCCCCGACCAACAUGCUCCUCGACGACCUUUCUUCGUGAGAAGGGUCAUCCCAGCCAUCCUCACGAUACUGGUGAUUUUCUCCCUCUUCCGCACCACAUUCGUCUGCCACCACCACUAUGACCCAACCUUAUCCCAAGGAUCAUCAGACAUCGUGGAGAAUGGGGAAUCAAGAGACAAAGUCGCGCUGGAAAUACAUGUCAUGUCCAAAUGUCCAGAUGCACGGGAUUGCCUGCGUGAGCUGAUAGUGCCCACGAUGAUCCAAGUGAAUGAAAAGGUCAAUUUAACAAUGUCAUUCAUUGGAAGUAUCGAUCCUCACUCCGACGCGGUUUCAUGUAAACAUGGACCAGGCGAGUGCUUGGGCAACAUUAUCCUCCUUUGCGCAGCUAAAGUCUAUCCCGAAGUCAAACUCUGGCUCGGAUUUGCGAACUGCAUGAUCUCCGAGUACCCAGAUAUCCCAAAACGAGACCUUGUCCAGAGCUGUGCCAUGGAACAUGGUCUCGACUUCCAACUGCUCAAUUCAUGCAUCAGUGACGAGGGAGAAGGGAUCGAUCUGCUUCGAGCCAGCAUCGAAAGGAGUCAAGAGAACAAUGUGACAAAGAGUUGCACAGUCAGGCUCGCAGACAAGGUUCGAUGCAUCCGCGAUGGGGGAAAGUGGUACGAUUGUCCAGGAGGCAGUUCCGUGGACGCUCUUGUUCGUGAUAUCAACAACUUGUAUGGCUAG
Messenger RNA from Fonsecaea nubica, 795 nucleotides. RefSeq lists its product as hypothetical. Gene Ontology annotation, molecular function: oxidoreductase activity, acting on a sulfur group of donors, disulfide as acceptor. Lineage: Eukaryota; Fungi; Ascomycota; Eurotiomycetes; Chaetothyriales; Herpotrichiellaceae. The transcript has 2 exons. The coding region runs from base 1 to 795 and encodes 264 amino acids. The record is from RefSeq and is a predicted model, not a curated record.